CGUAGGCAAAUCUGCCACUGGCUAGUUGUCAACAUGGCCACCAGUGUUUGCAAUCCGCUGUCAUAGCUCUUCUCAAUGGGAUGUCAUUUAACUCCACGUAUUUCGCAAAAAGCCUUAUCGAACUAGCUAAGCAAGAGAGACGCUUUAAACACCGCAUUCUUUAGGUUCUACAAUACCCAGCCUGUGUCAGUCAAAAUGGCAAGCCCAAGGACCAGAAGAGUUUUGAAGGAAGUGAGAACCCAGGAGGAAAACAACCUUUGCUUUGAGUGUGGGGGCUUCAAUCCUCAGUGGGUGAGUGUGACCUAUGGGAUCUGGAUUUGUUUGGAAUGUUCUGGCAAACACAGAGGCUUGGGAGUACACCUUAGCUUUGUGCGCUCUGUUACCAUGGACAAGUGGAAGGACAUUGAGCUGGAGAAGAUGAAGGCGGGAGGGAAUGGAAAGUUUCGUAUGUUUCUGGAACUCCAAGAUGAUUACAAUGCCACCUGGACCAUGCAGGACAAAUAUAACAGCAGACCUGCUGCACUUUUCAGAGACAAGGUUGCAACCAUUGCAGAGGGGAAAGAGUGGUCUAUUGAAACUUCCUCUGCCAAGGACUGGACUCCGCCUCAGGCUAAGACCGGACUUUCGACGUCUCAUCGCUCAGGGGGCCCUGGCCAGAACUCGGGAAACCCUUCAGACAAGGUGUUUGAGGACUGGUUGAGUGACGAUGUGAACUCUUAUCAGAGUGGUGGCGGUUAUAGUGGGAAUCAGGAGAACCGCUAUGUUGGCUUUGGGAAUACACCGACCCCAGAGAAGAAGGAGGAUGAUGUCCUGAACAACGCUCUAUCUUCCAUUUACUCGGGCUGGAGCAAUUUCACAAUCGGAGCAAGCAAAAUUGCAGCAGUCGCCAAAGAUAAUACUGCAAAACUUGCAACCUCAGCAACUCUAAAGUUAAGGGGCUAUAAGCCGCCCCCAGAGCCGGCCACAGAGUUAGGACAGACAUUAAAUGAGAAUGUUAUCAAACCUACCCACGAAAAGGUUAAAGAUGGCAAGUUGCUAGAUGAAAUGUCCGUCGGCAUUACUGGGCUGGCAUCCAAGGUUCAGGAUGCUGGUGCAAAAGGCUGGAAAGACAUGACUGACUUCUUUGCUGGAAAGCCCGAGGACGAAUCAGAAGGAGAGAGCUACCAGAACAUGGACGCCACUGAAGGUUACCAGUUCAACUCCUCAGGCCCAGAACUAGGCCAGGCCCCUGCGCAGGAUUUCUGGACGUCCUUUGGCAGCGCCAGCUCCUCCAAGCCCAAGAAGUCCCCAAGCAGCGACAGUUGGACCAACGUCGACAACUCUGCCGCUGAGAAGAAGAGCUCCGACAGCUGGGACAACUGGGGCUCGAAGGCGGCAUCCAACAACAAACACAGCACUGGAGACAGCUGGGAGGCCUGGGACAACAACUGGGACAACGCUGCUGGGGGAGAGGCCAAGGGCAAGACAAGCCCCGCAGCCGCCCCCACCAAACCUGCUGAGGAAACCUGGGACAAUGCAGACUGGUAGAGGCCUCACUCACAAUCCUCCCCAGCUCUAUUUCUCCCUUUUCCUCUACCUUCACCGCCAUUCUCUCUUUCCUUCCUUCUCACAGGCACUUUUACAGUUGCACAGUUCUGUCUCUAACCUGGGUUGAGUUCAAUGCCAGUUCAGUAUGUAUUUAUUUCUCAAUAAGAACUAAUUGAAAUGAAAUUGAUCUCAACCGACACUGAGUAUUCCUGAAUAUUUACACAUUUUAAAGGAAGGUUGCAGUCUAUUUAAUUUUGCCUGGAUGUGUAUACAUUUCUUUAAUUCAUUACAGGAGUUAAAUCUAAAUCUAAGUCUAUAGUCUGACAUUUUAAUACAUCAUCCUCAACUAAAGAUGGUGGCAGUCACCUACUCAACCAGUGUUUUUAGAGUGAGAGGAGCCCGGUCUGUCAGUGGGUAUCCCUUGCAAAACGGGGAUUUCAACUUUCUGAGUUUCCACAUUCAAUUUAUGCAUAAUGAAAUUGACAAGGAACUGGAAUCCAAUUUAGUGUGCCGUAGUGUAAAGCCAGCAUCCCUUGCACCCCAACAGUGCGGUCUGUGUUGACUAAAACUUAUGGUCAAAAUGUUCCUUUGUGUGUCAAUUUACGACUGCAGCUAAGCUUGGUAUGAUGAUGCUUAACAUUGUGCAAUGGCGUUAUAUGUAUAAAAUGUAGCUGCUGGAUUCAUGUGAUGCAAGUAUAGUAUUUUACCAAUAUUCUUUUCUUUCCAUUCUCAGCCGUCUUCAUUGAAACCUGAACAGAAAGCUCUUAUGAGUCGGUACGACUUGGUUAUUUUGAUGAGGAACAGGGGAUAAGUACAUUUAGGUUUUAAUACAACCGAGUCUCAAAAGCAGUUGACAGUGUUAAAGUUCUAUUGCACCACCCAAUCAGUGGUUGUCGAUCGCAUGGCAUUAAUCUCAGCAGCUAACUGUAAUAUAAAUGAUAAUGUGUUAAUUUAAUGUGGUAAGCUGUACAAUUAUUGUGUGUGUGUUGAGAACUGGACACAUUUGUUUUUGGAGCAGGGACUGUAACUCUGACUUAUGGUUCAUUGCAUGUAAUACUGCCGAACCUGUGGGACCACCACAGCAACCUUCUGUGACCUCAGCAACCUUCUGUGACCUCAGUGGGAUCUAGUAUAGUCUAGUUGUGUCUAUUGUCCUCAACACACACCAAAAAAAAAAAAAAAGCUUUCUCAUUAAGCUGAUCUUUUCAGUCUCCAUGUCUGUGUUAAGUGUUGCAUCCAAGUUUUCAUGACUUUUCAUGACUUCAUGUUAAAACAGACAAUGGGAAAAGAACAUGUCUCAGGCCAGUCAUGUAAGAAUCUUUGAUACGAAUUUCAGUUUGAUACGGACAGUCACUUCUCAAGGAGUGAGGUUGAAUACUGCCAAUUUUGAAAGAGCUUUUCGCUGGACUUCUAAGAUGAGUCCGAUGUUUUACAUUGACGUGCAAACUUCAGCCAUGUAAUCCCUUGCCCCUGUUCGAUUUGACAUGUUUUUGUGUUCGUAUGCAGGGGUUAAAUGGGCAUUUCUAUGUCCUCUGAAUUGCUGGCUUUUCCAGUCAUUUUUCACAGAUUAGCCUAGUUCCUACGGUUUACUAUCUCCCCUUGUAAUGUCUCACGUUGGAACUCUCAAUUUCACCCUUGUAUCUGUGUGAGAGAGUGGUGUUGCCUAGAUUAUUUUUUUCACUCAUGAAAAAGAGAACAAGGCAAGGCUACUAUUUCUUAAUUGCACCAGAUUGUUGGCAUUUCCUUCCCCUGGCUGUUUUCCUGGUGGAACCACAGCAAUAUGGGCUGAUGUGGCUUGCAUUGUCUUGUGUGAACGAGAAAUGCUUCUGCUAAAUGAGAAACAAAGACUGUCUGAGUUGUUUUCUACACACCAGGAUAACUUUAAUGACUAACUGCAACGCUUGUGUAGUAGUGCAUGUUUUGCGGUAUUGCACUCUCCCCACCCUCUAUUUUAAUGUUGUGUUACAAGCCUUAAAGAGCUGUCCUCAUAGUCUAUCUAUUGAUAAACCGGUGUCCAUUUGGUUUUAAGUGUGUGUUUGGGUGUGUGUUUUCCGUUAAUAGAUGGACAGCAUGUAUGAUCAAAAGAUAAAAUAUGAACGUAAAACGAGGUGCUGCUGUUUACAGUUUGCCUCCAUAUUUCUGAUGCUUUGACUUUUUUUGUACUAUAUUAAGUUUUAUGACGAAGCACACAGCCUGGAUGGUGAACCAGCCUGAUGGUGAACGUAGCGAUUGGGCUGUCUCCACCAAGCUAAAAUACACAUUCUUAGUCCCAAUUUUGUUAUUUAAAAAAAAAAUAUAUAUUAUUCUUCAAUGAAUUCCAGUGUUUUAAUCUAAAGGAUGUUAAAUGUUAGAUAUUAUGUUUUAUAGAUCUACAAGUCUUAGUAGAUCAUUAGGUAUAAAUGUGUUAUGUAACACUUGCAAAUUAAAGAAUCUUCUCAUUUUUUUACCAUUGAUGGUAAUGAAGACUUUUCAGCAGUGCGGUUUAGUGAAAUAUAGGCCUAACGCUGAAAAGUACAGUAAACCAUGUGCUUUUAUGUCCAUUCAUGUUUUGACUGCCACAUUGUUGAUUGCCACCCACAAUCUUUGUAGUCAAGUCAGUCAACAAAUACUAUUUUUUGAUAUUGUACUUGGUUUCCUAAUGUGUAACUAUGGUUUGGAGAUUUUAAAAAAAGGUACUUUUUUAUUUUGAAAAAGAUAGUAUUUCUAAGUACAGUGGGUGUUGGUAAGUUGAGUUCCACUAACUUAUCUAAACAAGCAUUCCAUAUUGGUGAUUGAUUAAAGGGAAUUUCCCCCAAUGCUCUUGAA
This is a messenger RNA of Oncorhynchus tshawytscha (Chinook salmon), 4332 nucleotides long. Its product is annotated as ADP-ribosylation factor GTPase-activating protein 1. The record is from RefSeq and is a predicted model, not a curated record. Gene Ontology annotation, cellular component: Golgi membrane. The coding region runs from base 196 to 1527 and encodes 443 amino acids. Gene Ontology annotation, biological process: regulation of endocytosis; regulation of ARF protein signal transduction. Gene Ontology annotation, molecular function: GTPase activator activity. Lineage: Eukaryota; Metazoa; Chordata; Actinopteri; Salmoniformes; Salmonidae. The transcript is spliced from 14 exons.